AUAUUAAUGCAAUCUCAAUUCUUUUCCAGUACUACUUGAAGUAUGCGUUACGUUGCUGCUUAUUGUCUGGCUGCCCUUGGUGGUGGUUCUCCAUCAACAAAGGACAUUGAGAAAAUCCUAAGCUCAGUUGGUGUAGAUUGUGAUGCUGACGAGGCCAAGAAAGUUGUUGGAGAAUUGGAAGGCAAGAAUUUGGAAGAGCUGAUUGCAGAAGGAAUGAGUAAAUUAGGAAGUAUGCCUGCUGGCGGUGGUGGUGGCAGUGGUGCUGCUGCUGCUGGUGGCGGUGGUGCUGCAGCUGCUGGUGGUGCUGCAGCUGAAGAAAAGGAAGAGAAGACAGAGGAGCCCGAGGAGGAAUCUGAUGAUGACAUGGGCUUCGGUCUCUUCGACUAAGUUGUUAGUGACCAUCUCAAUGCUUUCUUACAAUAAAUGCUGAAAGUUAA
Messenger RNA from Macrobrachium nipponense, 437 nucleotides. Its product is annotated as large ribosomal subunit protein P2-like. Gene Ontology annotation, molecular function: structural constituent of ribosome. The record is from RefSeq and is a predicted model, not a curated record. Gene Ontology annotation, cellular component: cytosolic large ribosomal subunit; ribosome. NCBI's taxonomy places the organism in Eukaryota, Metazoa, Arthropoda, Malacostraca, Decapoda, Palaemonidae. Gene Ontology annotation, biological process: cytoplasmic translational elongation.